Molecule: messenger RNA, 2917 nt
Organism: Catharus ustulatus (Swainson's thrush)
Lineage: Eukaryota; Metazoa; Chordata; Aves; Passeriformes; Turdidae
Gene: IL12RB2
Product: interleukin 12 receptor subunit beta 2
Biological process (GO): cytokine-mediated signaling pathway
Cellular component (GO): signaling receptor complex; external side of plasma membrane
Molecular function (GO): cytokine receptor activity; cytokine binding
Source: RefSeq, a predicted model, not a curated record
AAAAGGAAACAAGAAGAAACCGAAGUGAGAAGGAAGCAGAGCCGUGCGGAGGGGAUGGAGCGGUGAUUUCCUCCCGUGUCACCCAGAACCAGCCCCGAGAGCGGCUCCGUCCCGCAGCACCUCGGGACAGCAGCGAUGGGGCCGGAGCUCUGAAACCCCCGGGAAGGGAAUUCCGGGCAGCACAACCCCCAGAACUGCCCAUGGUGCCCUGCCCCAAAAAAACCCGCCCCGCUCCUGCAGGGAAACGGGAAAACGGAGCUCAUGAGGACACGGAGGAAACAAGAGGAGCUGGUGACAGGAGUUCCCUUCUCUCCAGGCACCAAAAUGCCACUUGCAUGGAUCGUGCCCUCAGCAAUGUGGUUGGUGCUGCACUGCACAGCAGAAUCCAGCAGGAGGGGGGCUGUGAGCGCCAGCAGAGCUGCCCGGGGCUCUGCAGAGCUCUGUCGCGACGGGAACGUGACAGCCAGCACGGACAGUGCCAUCCAGAGGGGCACCAGCGUCACCCUGUCCUGCCAGCUGGCAGCUGCCUCCUGCUGGGCAGCGAUCUUCCUCAACAGCUCCGAGCAGCCGCGCUGGGGAGGCUCAGUCAGCAAAACCUUCCAGGUCACCACCUGCAAGCACACCUUCACCUGCAAAGCCAUCUGCGACACGGCCAAAAUCGUGUGUGGCAUCGAUAUCGUGUGUGGCAAUCCUCCGGAGCAGCCCAGGAACGUGUCCUGCAUCCAGCACGGGACACGGGGACAUCCCAGCUGCUCGUGGGACAGAGGGAGGCCCACCUUCCUCCCCACUGCCUACAGGGUAGAGCUCUCCAAUGGGACUGAUGCCUUUUGCUUCCCAGAAGGAUUUCCCAACCAGGGGAUUGGCUCCUGGGCUCAGAACCAGCUGGAUUUUAACUCCAAUUACACCGUGGUGGUUUCUGUCAAUAAAUUGGGAAAUGCCUCUUCCCAGCCACUCACCUUCACACUGAUAGACAUAGUGAAGCCACAUCCUCCCGAAUUUCUGGUGGAAUUUGAUGAUUUCUGCACCAUUUCCUGGCUGGGUGAAGCUCAGGCACAGCUCCACAGGCUGAGGUAUCGUCCCCCUCGCAGGGACUCCUGGAGUGCAGAGCUUCAGCAGGGAGCAGUUGCAGCUGCAGGGCUGGAGCCUGACACAGAGUACGAGUUCCAGGGGAGCUGCAGGGUCCUGCCCCAGCGGGGGCUGUGGAGCGACUGGAGCAGGAGCCGGAGCCGCACCCCAGCCACAGUGCCAACUGGGAUCCUGGAUGUCUGGUACCGGCAGCAGGACCUGGGCUCUGGGCUCCAGAACCUCUCCUUUUUCUGGAAGGCUCUGAGGCGCUCGGAGGCAGGAGGGACAAUCCUGGGAUACACGGUGACCUUGGAAGCGCUGGGGCACGGGGAGCUGCAGUCCCACCACACCACCCAGACCAACUUCUGCAGGGUCACCCCCAGGCUGGGCCACAGGGUCACGGUCACAGCACACAGCCCCCGGGGCAGCUCGGCCCCUGCAGCCAUCCUGACCCAGCUGGGCAGGGCAGAUCUGCCCCCUCCUGAGCGAGUCUCUGCCGUGGCCCUGGGGAACAGCAGCAUCCUGGUGAGCUGGAGCCCCCCUGCUGGAGCUGCUGUGCCCAUCGGGGGUUAUGUGGUGGAGUGGGCAGAGCCACACUGCAGCCCUGGCACAGCGGUCAAGCUGCCCCCGUCCCACCUGUCUGUGGUGGUAGCAGAGCACAUCAGAGACAACAUCUGCUACCAGAUCAACGUGUCUGCACUCUAUCAGCACAGAGCUGGCCGGGCAGCCUCAGUCAGGGGGAACUCCACAGCACAAGCCCCCUCAGCCGGGCCCCAGAUGCUGCCCACGCCCUGGGCCAGCGGAGUGCUGGUGUCCUGGGAGGAGAUCCCAGCUCCCCAGCAGAGGGGCUGCAUCACUGCCUACCACAUCUACCUGCACAGCAGGGCCAGGCAGGGCCAGCCCGAGCUGCACGCUGGAGCAGCAGGACCCCGUGCCAGGCUCUCCCUUUCCAUCCCUGUUUUCCCCGCAGCCGUUCCUGCCGGGAAUCCUCGCUCCCUGCACAUCCCUGCCCUGCAGCCCCGGGAGCACCACGAGCUUUGGGUGACAGCGGCGACAGCGGCCGGGGAGGGGCCCCGGGGCAACACGGCCACCGUCUGCCUGGAGAGUGCUGGGGACUGGGUGACCCUGGUGAUCAUCUGCAGCUUCUUCAUCCUCUCAGCCUGUGUCUGCUCUGUGCCUCCAGCAAGGAAAGUAGUCCUGUCCCUCCUCCUGCCACAGUGGCAGAGCAAAGCCAUUCCCGACCCUGCCAACGCCACGUGGGCCAAGAGCUUGGCGGCUACCAAGGAUGAGCUGAGCGCUCCCUCCAGCCCCUUCCUGCCCUGCGAGGAGCCCGAGACGAGCCCGGUGGAGGAAACCUGGGGGGACCCUGAGCCCCAAAUCGCUGGGGACAUCCUUGGGGACAUCGCUGGGGACAUCCCUGGGGACAUCCCUGGGGACAAGGCGGUGGCAGGCAGCGCACAGGAGGAGCAGCAGCUGGCAGGGCUGUACCAGAGGCUGGUGAUGGAGCCCGUGGGGGAAUACAUCUCCAACCCUGCCCUGUCCCCAGUGUCCCCUGAGCCUGUCCCUGUCCCCGAGCCCGAGCCCAGCCCCCUGGCCGUGCUCCCCAGCGCUUUCCUGGCUCCCGAGUUCUGCUGCCAGGGGAAUCUCACCCUGGACAGAGUGAAGCUCAGCUGCAGCUCCUUCCCCAGGUAGGCAGAGGGCGAUGCGAGCCCGGCAGCGAUUCUGGCACUUUAGGAAAGAUUUCGGGGUUUCUCGGCACUUUAUGAAAUAUUGUGAUGGUUCUGUGUGAGGGCAGGCUGGAUUCUGGCACUGUACAAAGUAUUUUGGUGUUUCAGUGUGAGCUCAGGCUGGA